AUGUGCUUCGAUGUGCGAGGACGGCAGUCCACCCAAGCGAAGCUGUGGUCUUCGCCGGACGCGUUCGGGCCGCGGGCUUUCUUUCGCGCCUCGACCAAUCCGGCGGCGCUGCUCAUCGACAAUAUCCACCUGUCCGACGAGGGCGUCUACCGGUGCCGGGUGGACUUCAAGAACUCGCCGACGAGGAACAGCAAGGUCAACUUCACCAUCAUCGUACCACCUACAAAAAUCUUCAUCUACGAUGACCACCGGAUAGAAAAAUCGAAUUUAGUAGGACCCUACAACGAAGGAAGUGACGUGAAUCUCAUUUGUGAAGUAAGAGGAGGGCUGCAUGGUGAUCAAAAUAGUAGCCCGGGUCCAGUAGAUACUACCUACUCCGAAAACAUGAGGUUUAUAUCCACCAUACUUGGCGACACUUUCGAAUCUUCCAUAUCUUCCUGCAGGACCCUGUAG
Molecule: messenger RNA, 453 nt
Organism: Phaedon cochleariae (mustard beetle)
Lineage: Eukaryota; Metazoa; Arthropoda; Insecta; Coleoptera; Chrysomelidae
Source: the annotation of a GenBank genome assembly